AUGGCCGACUUCAUCGCCGACUUGUCUCGAGAGCUCGACCAUUUCUCUCUUACCGCGAACCAUUACUACCAGCAAGUAACAGUGCUUGCCCUUUCCUGGGAAGAGGAUGACCUUGGCGUGAUCCAGGAAAUCCGUCAGCUCAAGACUCUCUUUCGCGACCUGCUCAACUUUGGCUUUUGCGAAUAUGCCAUCCCAAGCGACCGCCCCCAAGCUGCCUUGUCCCUCGCGCUGUCGGAAUUCAUUCUGAAGUUUGGCGGAAAGGGUAACCUCAUCAUCGUGUAUUAUGGCGGCCACGGUGAGCCUGAUUUCAAUGGCGACAAGCAAUCGGUUUGGGCAGCGAAGAGAGUCGCCGGACCGACCCUACGAUGGCAUCUCCUCCAAAGCACCCUCGUAGCCGCCGAAGCCGAUGUGGUCCUCUUGUUGGAUUGCUGUUAUGCUGGACAAGCCGCGAGGGCUCGGUCGCACCACCGCGUGGAGAUGCUGGCAGCGGCCGCGAUGAAUCCCAUGACACCCGGGGUCGGGCAGUUGGGUGCUAUCUCCUUUACGAAGGCGCUUUUGGAUGUCAUCCCACGCCUCAUCCACGAGAAGACACACUUCACCAUAACGGAGCUGCACCGAGAACUCCUGCUGCGGGCAACCGGACUGCUGCAGCAACCUCUGUACGCAGCCCUGUUCGAAAGUUCGUACGGAGGCAUCGUCAUACGCUGCUUGGAUCGAGCAUCUUCAGCUAUGGCUACUGGCUCUCAGCGAUCCGAAGACGGUCUGGUUCUGCGUGUUUCCCUUGCGGGCACGCCAACAUCUCCUCAGAAGGACGAGUUUUUGGAAUGGCUCACAACCGCGCGCCCAUCGGCCGUAUCUUCUCUCUGGAUCGAGCAAACCAUUAAAUGCGCUCGCUCCAGGGAGAUGUGCGGAGAGUAUCUCACCAAGCAGGAUUCAUAUGAUGAGAUUAGCCGGGAGAACAGAACGGACCUACUGGUUGCGCUACAAAUGUUGCAGGAAGCUAUACACCCGGCCAACACCGUCGGACUCGCCGCAGAUGAGGACAUACGCCGCAUUCAAAGUAAGAUCGAGCAGCUAUGCGAACGGUUCAACAUCGCCUUUGAGAGCUGCAUGCAGGAUAUGACACCUGGUACCCUCAAGACAAUGCAGCAGGUGGAUUCCAUCCACGACGCCGGGUACUCCGACCUGGUCUCCAUGCGCCUACUCUGCCUAGAUGAAAGCGUGGUUUCCCCGCGGGCGCUGGCGAGCCGAAUUUCGUUCUCAACGCCAGCCAGGGCCGGUGAAAGGUUUCGCAGAGGAAUGCUGAACGGCUCCUCUGUACUGGUAGAGUAUUGGUACUAUGACAUGGGAAUUGAUACCAGUGCGAGUAGUUCCACAGCCAGCGAGUGGCUUCACCGGGUGCAGCGCGUAGCUAGUCUCCAUCUGCAACUCAAGCCUGCUGAGUUUUGCACUCUUCCAGGACAGGGCUAUCGACGCGAAAGCUUGCCUCAAGACCGAGUCGGGAUGGUCUAUGCGCUCCCCCAGUCACUAGAGGGUCAGAUGUACAUUACGUUACUCGAAGCCUACCGAGCAGCAGAAUAUGUCCCCAUGGAGGUGCGUAAGAACUUGGCCUCCAGAAUCGCCCGGGCGAUAUGCAACUUCCACGUCAUUGGGUGGAUUCACAAGGGGCUUCGAAGCGACAACAUCCUCGUCUUUGGCACCCAGACUCCCGAUCCAAGGAGCUACAAGUGGUCGGAUAUUGAUUUUGUGCAUCCAUUCCUUGUCGGUUUUGAUUAUUCACGACCAGACUUGUCUGAAACCGAACUCGCUCCGGAUUUCAGCCUCGAAAAAAACCUUUACCGUCACCCAGACAGAUGGGGACGGCCCAUCAGGUUCCAGAAGAAGCAUGAUAUCUAUUCUAGCCUCUACCACUUUAAUGACGAAAACUGUCAUCUUGGGUUCAUUCUGACGUCGGGCGCAGGGUGUGAUCCUCCUCGAGAUAGGUCUUUGGCGCCCCGUGUCAAGCUUGGAUCCUUCGAGGCGUAA
Messenger RNA from Aspergillus calidoustus, 2025 nucleotides. The record is from the annotation of a GenBank genome assembly. NCBI's taxonomy places the organism in Eukaryota, Fungi, Ascomycota, Eurotiomycetes, Eurotiales, Aspergillaceae.